This is a messenger RNA of Pyricularia pennisetigena, 1554 nucleotides long. RefSeq lists its product as uncharacterized. The record is from RefSeq and is a predicted model, not a curated record. NCBI's taxonomy places the organism in Eukaryota, Fungi, Ascomycota, Sordariomycetes, Magnaporthales, Pyriculariaceae. Gene Ontology annotation, molecular function: oxidoreductase activity, acting on paired donors, with incorporation or reduction of molecular oxygen; iron ion binding; monooxygenase activity. The transcript is spliced from 4 exons. The coding region runs from base 1 to 1554 and encodes 517 amino acids.
AUGCUGCUGCAAGAAGCCGCCGACGUGCUGGCCAAGCACUGGCUCCCCAGCAUCCUCGCCUUGGCCGCUGUUUACCUGGCAGCGAGUUACACAAUCGAAUACCGCCGCCUCCGCGGCUUCCCCGGCCCGCUCCUUGGUUCCUUUUCGUACCUGUGGCUAGCCUACAAUGGCGUCAGGGGCCGUCAGGGAGCCAUCUACUACGAGACCAUGAAGAAGUACCGCGUGCCGGAGCACUCGUUCGUCCGCAUCGGGCCCAACGACCUGAUGACCGACUCGCCCGAGGUGGUGCGGCGCAUGUCGUCGGCGCGCUCCACCUACCUCCGCAGCAGCUGGUACCGCACCACCAAGCUGGACCCGUACGGCGACUCGCUGCUGAGCACGCUCGACACGGCCCACCACGACGCCCUCAAGGCCAAGGCCGGCAGGGGCUACGCCGGCCGCGACAACGAGAACCUCGAGAGCGACAUCGACGGCCAGGUGCGGGCGCUCAUCGGAUUGCUCGAGCGCAAGUACCUGAGCAGCGAUCACGGCGGCGGCCUCGGUGACGGCUCGUCCUUUAGGCCCGUCGACAUGGCCACCACCAUGCAGUACUUUACCCUCGAUGCCAUCACCAAGCUGGCCUACAGCAACGCCUUUGGCUUCUUGGAGCGCGACAUGGACGUGCACGGCUACAUGAAGGCCAUCAGGGACGUGGUCCCCCUGAUCAUCGUCUCGUCCGAGUGGCCGCUGGCGGGAAGUGUAUUCUUCAGCUCGUGGUUUCUCAAGCUGUUUGGUCCGACACCUACAGACAAGACGGGAGUUGGAAAGAUCAUGGGAACUCUAAGAGAAGUCGUGGCCACACGCUUCGGACCCGAAGCCAAAGACCGACCCGACAUGCUGGGAUCAUUUGUGCGCAACGGCCUUUCGCAGUACCAGUGCGAGCAGGAGGUCAUGCUUCAGAUCGUGGCCGGUUCCGACACGACGGCGACGGCGCUACGUGGCACCCUGCUGCGUCUCUGCUCGACACCCAAGGUCUACCUGAAGCUUCAGAAAGAGAUCGACGAGGCGGUGCGGUCUGGAAUGGUAGGCGAGGGCGUCAUCCACCACGAAACGGCCAAAAAGCUGCCCUACCUUCAGGCCGUCAUCUACGAAGGUCUGCGCCUCAACCCCCCUUUCACCGGCGUCCUGAUGAAGGAGGUGCCUCCGGGAGGUGACGAGAUGGACGGCGUCUUCAUCCCCGCCGGUGUGCGCAUCGGCGUCAGCGCCAAAAGCAUCCAGAUGCGGCAGGACGUCUACGGCCACGACGUCGACUUGUUCCGGCCCGAGAGGUGGACCGAGUGUGACGAGCAGACGCGGAUGCGCAUGGCCGCAAACACGGAGCUCGUCUUUGGGUACGGGCGGUGGAUGUGUGCCGGCAAGAACGUGGCUUUUAUGGAGCUCAACAAGGUUUACUUUGAGUUGCUCCGACGCUUCGACUUUCAGGUCGUCGACACUAAAAACCCAGUCAAAGAGGAGAAUUUCAAUGUCGUAUUUCACAAGGAUAUGUUUAUGAAGGUUACCAGGCGGGUGCUUUAG